CAAGGAAUGAAAUUGUUCUUUUAAAAGUCAGAAAAAUUACACAUGAACGAUAAAGAGCAGUGAGAUGACAGAAAUCAGUUACCUGUUCAUAUUCCACAUGCUCCAGAGACAUAUCACUGCAGUACAGAUUUAACCACUUAACCAAAAUCUCUACAGCUAUAGUAACUGCUCAAGCAUACUUCUGCUAAAUCCACUGCUGAAAGAGAACAUAUCUUGUCAUUCUUCUUAAAUUUGCAUAUUUGCAUUUAUGCCCAUUAGUAUUUCCAUAAUAAACUGUCUAAUAUGACACUUAGAAAAAGUCAUUAGCAAUGUGUACAUUUAAAUACUGUUUAAAGUGUUUGGGGGGAUGGGUUUUGUUUGGUUUUUUUUGUUUGUUUGUUUCAAAUAGGUUGGAGCAUGUUUGUAAAGAAAACCUGAAACCUGAUUUGGCAACACUGAUUAUAAGAUCUAUCAUUUAAAUGAGUUUGGGUAGGUCCAAAAAAAAUUACCAUCUGCAGGAAUUAUUUGUGAGAUAUUCCUAACUCCUUUUGCUGAAAAUACUGAAAUGUCUAGUAGUCAAAAGGUUAAAGUAGAAAUCAUCUCAGUUUUUGUUUCAAGGAUUUAUAAAUCAGUAUUAUUUCACCUGAGUAAAAUAAGGAGUUCUGUUUCUAAGGCUCAAGAGCAAUCAGAAGCAGAGAGGCCAAGAGAACUGAGCUCUGUUGUUUUGGUAGCUACACCACUGCUGUUUAGCAACUAUUUUACCAGCAAUAGAGAUCUUGGAUAGGUGCCCCUGGGUUUUAAUUCCUAUUCAGUUGAAUUCAAUAAGUACCCUAUUUUAAUGUAACCAAAACAGUGGACACAGGAAUUCAGUUUCCAGCUUUUCAUUCCCUCAGCAGGAAAGCGUUGUUCUUUUUUCCAAAUAGCUGGGGAAAAAAAAAAAAUCAGGAAAAUAUUCAGAGAAUGAAAAUGUUUGAGGUAGAGAAGAGGGUAAUCAUUUACAUAUGUGCAUUGAAAAGUUUUGAAAAUUAGUUUUGGAGCUCGGUUUGCACUUGCACUUCUUACCCACUUAUUAUUGCUCUCUAACAGCAAACUCUUUUUCUGAGCCAACAGAAAAACAGUAGAAUAUCACCCAGCAGACUCAAACAUCAGGAAAAGAGUAUUGCCAAAAAACAAAUCUUGCCCAAACAUACAUGAAGUAAUGAAUCCAAAUGUACAUCCAAAAGAAAAGAGAACUAUUCCUGCUAACACCUAUAAUUCUAGCAAAUACUUGACAAUGAAGGGCAAGAGUGACUUACAGUUUUCCUCCAAGCUAUCCGAUGAGGAGGAAAAUAUGUACGAGACUGUAAGUUCUUCAAUGCUGGAGGCCAUGGAUUCUUUGAGAAUCCUCCCUGCCAAACCUCUACAAGAAUCUGAAUAUGCAGACAAACGUUGCUUAAGGCCUUCAGGUACCACUUCCCCAGCGAGCGAGCACCCAUCUCAGCCCCUUCAACACUCAGCUAUUUGCACACUUGAUCCGGAGGGGAGAACAGUGCCAAAUGUAAGAGGAGGAAGAAUGAAAACACAUGGAUAUCAGGAGCCUACACCUCCCCCACGGCCUCUGAAGAUGCUGCCAAAGCAGUAUCAGCCCAUUCCUCCAGAGCCAAGAAUAAGCAGCCAGGUCUUUCACAAGAGGAACACACUCAGCCAAGAUCCCACCUUUCCAACAUCAGCAGAAGUCACAAGACACUCAUCUGUUAAGGAAUCAAAUAAAGCACCUGGAAGAGAGCAAGUUACAAGUUUGGGGAAGAAACCUGAAGUAUCUUUUCAAGCACAACAGCGUCCUCCUGAAGCCAGCCCUCAAUGUACACGGAGCUCUAAAAACAUCUGCAAAUCAGGUUCCACAUUAAGUGUAGAGGAAAGUUUGAAAGUGAGGAAGCCACUACCUCCUACAUCGUAUGCAGCAUGCAAAAAUAAACCAAAACAUCUGCUCAUAAAACAGGAAAUGCAAUCUCUUACCCAACCCACUGAAAAGGAUUUAAACAAAUGUGAAUGGUAUGUUGGAGAAUAUGAUCGCCACAAAGCAGAGAAGAUACUGUUACAGAAAAACAUUGAUGAGACAUUCUUGGUUAGAGAUUGUUCAAAGAAAUCAAAGGCUGAACCGUACGUUUUGGUUGUUUAUUAUGGAAGAAGAGUAUACAACAUUAAAGUACGUUUUCUGGAAGAAAGCCAACAGUACGCAUUGGGAACAGGGCUCAGAGGAGAGUGUAAAUUUAAUUCCGUGGAAGAGAUCAUAGACUUCUACAAAUCCGUUCCCAUAACACUCAUUGACGGAAAGGAUCAGUCAGGAAACCACAGAGAACAAUGCUACCUCAAACAUCCAUUCAAGUCACGCUGACGUCUUCUGCCUUAUUGUCACUGAUUCAUCUGUACAGAUAUAAAUAGAACACUUAUUUAGAUGUCUCAAGAAUCAGAUUUGCCUUUUGAGCACAGAGCUACACAUAAUAUAAUGAGGCGUUCCACAGAUCUACUCCAUCUUUUGAUUGUUGCAUUUUCACUUUGAGGAUACAAGAACAUGUCAACAUAUUAAAUGACAGGAAGGUGUUGAGACCAACUUCUGAUACAUUGACAACUGACCAAUUUGCUUAUCUUGCACUCUACCCUCUAACUUAAGAUGAAAAUGAAACUUGUCCUUGCUUACCUAAAUGUCACUGAAACUUCGCUGAGUAGCAAAACCUAAUAAAAUAUACCACAGUCAUUAAAUAAAUA
Molecule: messenger RNA, 2724 nt
Organism: Parus major (Great Tit)
Lineage: Eukaryota; Metazoa; Chordata; Aves; Passeriformes; Paridae
Gene: CLNK
Product: cytokine dependent hematopoietic cell linker
Exons: 17
Coding region: 1178-2353 (391 amino acids)
Biological process (GO): intracellular signal transduction; cell surface receptor protein tyrosine kinase signaling pathway
Source: RefSeq, a predicted model, not a curated record